Xiphias gladius (swordfish) is the source of this 2069-nucleotide messenger RNA. RefSeq names its product archaemetzincin-2 (gene amz2). The transcript is spliced from 7 exons. Gene Ontology annotation, biological process: proteolysis. The record is from RefSeq and is a predicted model, not a curated record. Bases 168 to 1259 code for a protein of 363 amino acids. Lineage: Eukaryota; Metazoa; Chordata; Actinopteri; Istiophoriformes; Xiphiidae. Gene Ontology annotation, molecular function: metallopeptidase activity.
GUGUCAACAACGCGGUGAACUACUUGCCAUCGCUGGGCCAUGACAUCCUCUUUUUUUUUUAUUUUUCCCCCCUCGAAUAAGCUCAUUGAUUCGUCGUUAAAGAGAGAUUUUGAUUGAGUGUCGAGGACAGUCUUUUCCGCUGUCGAACGCAAGUGUUGCAACGUGUUAUGAAGGUGAUCCAGCACUCUGCAGAGACACUGCAAACAGCUUUGGCCUCUGAUCUUCAGGACUUGGUUAAACUUUACAAUAAGUACACAAAAGAAGAAAGGCGUCUUCUGGAGGAAGCAUUCCACCCGGGGCAGCCGGGUUCCCUUUUCCAACCCAUCGCAGUGCACUCUGACUCAGACUGGAUCCCCGCUCACCCUGAGGAGCCUCAAGACUUUGAGAGCUUCUACAGAGACCCCUACCGGAAGACCCCCAAUGCAAGCUGCAACGCUAUUUAUAUUCAAACCAUAGGUUCCUUCGGGGAGGCGGGGGUCCAGACAGAACAGUAUGUGGAGUGGCUUAGACAAUACUGUCAGGCCUUCUUCUAUGGACUUUCUGUCAAGUUGCUGCCGGCAGUUACUGUGGCUGAAACGGGAUGCUCAUUCCGAGUCAACAGUAACUCACACAACCUUCAGAUCCUCACUGGUGACCUGCUACGAUUUCUGGUCAAUAGGAAACCAAAAGAUGCUUUUUGUAUCGUUGGAAUCACAAUGAUUGACCUGUACCCCAAAGACUCCUGGAACUUUGUCUUUGGACAGGCUUCUCUCAGUAUGGGGAUGGGUGUUUUCAGCUUUGCCAGGUAUGAUGACAACUUCUACAGCAGAAAUUAUGCAGGGAGGCUAAAGAAACGGCUUCAGCCAAAGCAGGGGGACUACUCUGUGUUUGACGGAUAUUACACUCCCCCUAUCUCCAGCACUCUGCUGCUUCGAUCCUGCAAGACAAUGACGCAUGAAAUUGGCCAUAUGUUUGGAAUAAGGCAUUGCCAGUGGUUGAACUGUGUCAUGCAGGGCUCCAACCAUCUAGAGGAGUCUGAUCGUAGGCCUUUGGAUUUCUGUCCCAUCUGCCUUCGCAAGCUACAGGUUUCAAUUGGCUUCAAAAUAGCUGAAAGAUACAAGGCCUUACUGCACUGGAUGGAGGAGGAUCAGAGACCAACAUCUAGACCAGAGGAGGCCUCUGGCUGUCAGUCUUCACUCUACUUUCCCAAACCCACUGAAGCCUUUCAUGCAUCCACGCUUUGGCUCCGCAGGUGCCUGGACAUACUGGAAAAAAGAUGAACUAUAGUAUUUUCCUGGGGAUCUGGAAAUUUCCUGAUCCUAUUGAUUCUAUCUAGAGAGGAAUGAGACAUCAAAACCUUUCAUGUACACCAUGCAACAUUUUUUUGUGCUUAAGAUUUCUGCUGCUGUAUGAUACAAAAAUUAAUCUUCAAGUUGUGUAUGAAUGUUACGCACAAUUUCAGAACGACCACAGGGCACACCCCUUAUAUUUUGCACUAACAGGUGUUGGCUCCCCAUAGAUAUAUACAGUAUGUGGAAGUAGAGACUCUUCAUAUUAACAUCAUCAAGUAUAUAUUGAGUAAGCAGUUUGGACACACACCUUGGGCACCUGUGGUUCCAGAGCAAAUGAAAAAAUUGGUUCAGCUUAAUAUGUUUUUUUAAUGUAAAUUAAGGAUGCUAUAUGUACGUAAAUUAUUUUUAUGUGAGAGGGUAUAAUAUUCUAUCAACAUGAGGUAAACUAGCUUGGGACACUUCUUAUCCACUCCUUUAGAUAGUUGUUCCAAUAAAGUAACUUGCCUCUUAGCUUUCUGUUAGAGUUCCGAGGUGGAUGUGUUUUUUAAUAUUUGGAAUAGCAACCAGAAAAGCUUAUUGUAGUGUAUCGGAUCUUCUUUAUCAUAUUUUGCAGUGAAGAUGCGACAAAUACAGGAGCACUUUGAACGGUUUCUUAAAGGUAAAGGUUGAUAAAAAGAAACCAUUACACAUAAUUCACAGGUUCAAAUCACUCCAUUUCUUUAUUGUGACUGAACAGAUUUUCAUUAGAAAAAUAGUUUGAGUCUGACAUCUCAUAUCACAUAACAGUGCAUUGUCAGC